Molecule: messenger RNA, 2603 nt
Organism: Cuscuta campestris
Lineage: Eukaryota; Viridiplantae; Streptophyta; Magnoliopsida; Solanales; Convolvulaceae
Source: the annotation of a GenBank genome assembly
AUACAUAGAGCACAUAAUUAGUUUGUUUGGAGGUAGGAGAGAUAGGUUUAAUUUUAGCUAGGGGCAGAGUGAGGUAGGGUUAGUCUCAUUUUAGCUGACCGCCUAAAUAUCAAAGGAAGGUAAACCUAUCGCCAUCUUCAUCCGUCGUUCGCAGAGCAGGGAAACCAUCUUCACCCGCAUCGUCAUCUUCACUGUUCCGAUCUCCAGGUUGCCCACGGUGGGUUGCAGAGCAAACUACGACCAAGUACGGGGGCGAAGCCACUCAUAUCAGAGGAGGACGGCUGCGCGGCGGCAAGGGAAGGAGGCUCGGAGACAGAUUGUGCGAUUUCUGAUCGUACUCCUGCACGACAGCUGUGGAGGCGGAGACUAAGGAAGAGUUGAAGACCUGCAUUUGGCGGGGCUGCUUCCUCCUGCAAUUUCCGGUCGCCGGCGACAACUCUGACGUAUAACAGAGGAUCAUCAAUUUCAGCAGGAGGGAACUGCCAGAGAUUGAAGUCACAGCAGGAGAUUCAAACAGUUUCUAAGAUCCGUUUAAUUCAAGAUCCAAUGGCAAAUGAAAACAGUGCUUCUGCUAUGGAAAUAGAAGAAUUAAAUUCAAAUCAUGCUGAUCAGAUCAACAAUCCCAAAUUCUCUAUCAAUGUUUUGCAGCUGUUGAAAUCUGCUCAAAUGCAGCAUGGAUUGCGCUUUGGUGACUAUACUAGAUACCGGAGGUAUUGCACUGCCCGGUUGAGGCGAUUGUACAAAUCACUGAAGUUCACCCACGGGCGUGGGAAGUAUACCAAACGUGCAAUUACAGCAGUCAUAGUCACUGAAGUAAGGUUCCUUCACUUGGCUCUUUACACUGCUGAGAGAGCCUGGAGUCAUGCUAUGGAAAAGAAAACUUUACGUGAUGGUCCUAAUGCACGGCAACAGAGCUACCUCAUUGGCAGAUUGAGAAAAGCAGUUAAAUGGGCUACAUUGUUUCAGGAAUUGUGUGCCAUAAAAGGAGACUCCAGGACUUCCUUGGAAGCAGAGGCCUAUGCUGCAUAUAUGAAAGGGAAUCUGUUGUUCGAACAAGAUAAGAAUUGGGACAUUGCAGUCAAAUGUUUUAAAAGUGCCAGGGCUGUUUAUGAGGAGCUUGGCAAAUAUGGAGAUCUAGAGAACCAAAUUUUAUGCCGUGAGCAUGUUGAGCAACUAGAACCAAGUAUACGCUAUUGUUUGCACAAGAUUGGUGAGUCAAAAUUGCAGACUUCUGGGCUUAUACACAUAGGUGAAAUGGAAGGGCCUGCCCUUGACCUUUUCAAAGCCAAAUUAGAGGCUGCUAUGGCUGAGGCUAGAGCUCAGCAGGCUGCAUCCAUGACAGAGUUCAACUGGCUCGGUCAUACAUUUCCAAUUUCAAACCCAAAAACUAGGGUUUCUAUAUUAAAAGCUCAGGAAUUAGAGAGAGAAAUCCAUGAUCCAGCAGGCGACUCUCUUCCAGCAGAGAAGAGACUUGUUGUGUUUGACAAGAUAUUUGCAGCAUACCAUGAAGCCAGAAGCAACAUCCGCAGUGAUUUGGUUACUGCAGCCAGUUCUGAAAAUGUGAAAGAUGAAUUAAACGGCCUUGAUAAAGCCAUUGGUGCCAUUUUAGGACAGCGAACUAUUGAACGGAACCAGUUAUUGGUUAGCAUAGUGAAAAGUAAGUUCAAUAAGGUCCGAGAUGAUAAAAAUGAAAAAGUAACGAAGCCAGAAGAGCUUGUCCGGCUGUAUGAUCUCUUGAUACAGAACAUAUCUGACCUUUCUGAUUUAGUUAGCUCAGGAAGAGAUAGAAAAGCAGAAGAAGUGGCACUUGCUGAAGAAUGUGAACUGAAGAGUAUGGUUUUCCGGGCACAACGGUGUAUAAAUGAUGAACUUGUAUUGACUUUAGAAUGUGCAAAUCUUGCAAGUUUCAGCAAUCACGGGAUUCACGGCUCUCUUGAUAUUACUUACUAUGUCAUAGUCAAUGAUCAUCUUAAAGUGUUAUCGGACGAGAGUAGAUCCCACAGUUGCAUAGAGCAUGCUAGAGGAAUUAUGGAGCUGGAGAAGGCUCCUGAAAAUCUCUCAAAAAAGAUAUCAGCUAUUUCAUUAAGUGGAAAUGAGAAAAAGGUGGAGAAAUUUCUGGUUGAGAAAUUGGAUUGUUACGAAUCCGCCAUUGGUGACUCCAAUGUGAAGGCGGCUCCUCCCCGCAUUGCAGUCUUUCCACCGCCCUUUGAGGCUGUAGCCCGCAACCCUAUUUUCAUGGACUUGGCGUUUGAACUCAUCGACUUCCCGUCGCUUGCCAGUAGGAUGCGAAAAGACAAGAAAAGUGGCUUCAUCAGCAGAUUAUGGGGAUGAAUUCAUAUUUCUGCACUUUUGCAAUCUCUAGUUAUGGAUAUUAUUAUGCAUCCUUUUUCAUUAACAUUUUUUUUUCUCUUCAAUUUUCGCAACUCUAUUUUCUGCAACGGAGUUUUGUGUUGUUUUUUCGUUUUGUAAUACUGACUUUGUUUUUUUCAUUGGCAACAGAAACUUGUGUCAUUACUGAAUGCUUCCCAAUGUUUUUCCAAAUGAGAAUUUAUCCUUUUUUGGACUGAAUUUUGAUUCAAAUCCGAGUGUAUGCUCUAUUUUUU